AUGGCUUUGCCCACCGCGAGUGCCACUACAAAUUCUUUUAACCCUGGCCUCGCCAUCUCCAACAACACCUCCUCUCUAUUUCUCGGUGCUCCCCAGCGAUCAUGGAUGCAGCCACCAGAUCCUCAGUUCCCUACUCCUCCCACUCAAUAUCGUCCGCCACAGCCUGUGAGGCGUCCCUCCAAAAAAAGAACUCCUUCUCAUAAUGCUGUCCCAUCUGAUUUACCACCAAAUCCGCCCCCUCAGCAUUCACUCCCUGCCACUGUCUCUCCACCAGCUUCGCCUAGGCAAGACUCAACCUUGCCCAUCUUGGUGGAUUCAGUCCAAACUCAUUCCACUCAGCAUCAAGCUGCAGGUACAAUCCCGAUCCCACCAGCCUUAUCCAUGGCCGUUUCACCCUCAACAGGCGACAUACUCACCACAAGGGUUCGAUCCUUUCUACAAGAGUUCUGGGGUGGCGACCUUCACUAUGGCCUCCCACCCAACUAUCAAACCUUGAUAUCUAACGAAGAGCUAAUGAACCGUUAUUCAUCUUUCUGCAAUAAACUCAAGAACGCUGGAGGUUCAUCCUCACACGUUUGGAAUUCCAAUGGUACCGGCAUUUUGGAUCUUGCAAUGAGAACCCAUCAUGGUCAUCUGUCGCCAUUCGCCCUCCGCCAAGCCAGUCACGACGUCGAGAACUGGACCUUUCAAGAUGGACAUGACCCAAUCUUAAAGUCAACAGAGCGUGCAUCCGAACCCUCUCAGCAAGAAGUACCAGAGACUGCAAGGUCAAGGAAGCGCCCUAGCAUGGCUGAUCAAUCCAACACCCGCCAUACGAGGUCACGCGAUGAUUGGCCUAUACAGUUACCCACCCCAAGUCCAAACACCUCUCCGGUUCCUCAAUCGACCAUUGCGUGGAAGCAGAGAUACAACUCUGCUAUAAGGAACCUGCAAAGUACCGGAACCAGACCCGUCGACCAGCAACCUGUCAACGAUAUCCCCAGGCUGGAGAUGUUGCGCGAUGCCUGCAACGCCGAUGAUGUCUUCUACAUCAUGACCCAUGCGGUGUUCUGUGCCUGGUCUGCGGGCCACGAGGAUCUUCUUAAACCCCUUUCUCUCACGAAUGAACAACGCUCGGGUCUCGCCAUCUUGGAACAAAUCCUUGGUUCUCAACGCUCCUUGACCAGAGAAGUCGCCACCAUGUUUCUCCAUUUUGCAGACCCUCGGACUUGCUUCAACUCGUCCUCCUUUCUUACCUCCUGGACAAAUAUCCAACUCUUCCUGGUAGCACUCAACACUCACUUCCACCCGGUCCGCGCCUUUCUUCAGAGCCGAGCUUAUCCGCCCCAUCCUCAAGAGGUCUGCUCAUGGUUUGUCCUGCCAUCGCCGGUUCUACAGAGAGCAAUCCAUCAGUCAUACCUUCGCGACCUGUCACCUGACCUUCCGUACAUGGCAAAAGCCAUGGAACUCUUUCUCCAAGAGAUCGUUAGCCCUGCGGUGGCUACCUCGCAAGAACACAGAGACAAACUCUGGAGAGAUCAUUUUGAGCACCUCUUUCAUCUUAGAACACUUCAUGUCCAGAAUCUACACAGUACCCAAUCUGGAGCCGGCGUCCACCAGCAACAGAUGCAGCAGUCCGUUGCUUUCAAUCAACGCGUAUUUUUAUCGUACCAAAACCAGGCUGCCACCACCUCUGUGUCCAACACGGCUUCCCAUGUCAAUCCCUUUCCGGUGGCCGUUGAUGGUUCAAGCGAUGCCACUCGUACGCGUCCAAUGAAGCAGAUGCCGAAUACACAAGCUCGCAAAACAUUACCUAGCUAUCGAUCCGGAAACCCGCCUCCAAGCGCGCAAGACCAACGACGACCACCCAGGUUCCACAACCCCCCUACCAUGUAUCCCUCCCAACGAGUUCAGUACCCGGCUGGAAAUACAACCCUCACCCCUGUCCAGUACCAGCAUCUUGCUCUGUCACCUGGCUUGCCUGGAAAUGUCAAUCUGUUAGUCAAUCUAGACACGCGACCGGCCGCUCCCUCAACCACAGCUGCCGGACAGGUUCAGAGGUCAAGGCCGCGACCUGCUUCCUGGACAUCCAAUCCUGCUCCACAGGCGCUGACCGGUCAGUCUCAGAGACAACCGCAAACCCUCAUUACAUCUGGACGGUUUUUCCCUGCCAGUGCCAACCCGCAAGAUCUCUUACGCACUUUCGCCCAACCAGCUCCCGAACGCAGAGCCAUUCAUCAGGCCGAUACACAUAGCCCAACUUAUUGCCGGCAUUUGGAUUUACCCGAUUGGCAACAGUUUCGGUAUUAUAGAUAUGUGGAGGAUGUUGUGCUCAUGCCUCAACCAAUUGACAUCCAUUCGGGCUUAAUGACUUGGGCGCUUGAACUGGCACCUGAUUUGAUGGCAGACAAAGUCAAGACGACCUUGACGAUUGGGGAAACCGGACUGCGGAGGUGUGUUGUGGCAGAUGGGUCGGCACAAUUCCGCUUAAAAUGUAUCGCGCGAGAAUCAUUGGAUGGAGCGGAUGGAAAAAGUAAGGCGGAGGCGGCUACUACUCCCAAUACAUGGCCCAAAUGCGUUCCAGUUUCGAUCAACGAUGACUUUGGAGUGGAUUUUCGGCGCAAGGCUCAAUACGGGGUGGACAUUAGCACCGAUAUUACUGAUCUUUUGCAUGAUGGGCCCAACAUGGUGAAGCUUUCCGUUAGUUUCACACCCCAGGAAAAGAGUAUUGUGUACCAAAUGGGGGUCGAAAUAAUUCGCAUCGCUAGCCACGAAAAGGUGGCAUUGAUGCCUCAAACCAUGUCAUCGGAGCAAGUCAAAGCGUCUAUUAUCAGUACGAUGUCACGGAAGGGUCAGGAGGAUGACGAACUCGUGGUCGUGGAUCCAGUGAUAAGUAUUGACACCGUGGACCCAUUCACAUCCAAGCUCUGGGUGACACCAGUUCGUGGAAAGCUGUGUCGUCACCGCGAAGCUUUCGACCUGGAAGCAUUUCUUCAAAGUCGCACAAGCCGCGUCAAGGGAAGUACAGUGACAAAUCCUGACCAAUGGAAAUGUCCUAUUUGCAAGACAGAUGCACGACCUCAAAGCCUGGUCAUUGAUGGCUUCCUGCUUGAGGUGCGAGCACAACUGGAAACACAAAAUCUCUUGGAGACAAAGGCCAUUCUGGUCAAGGAGGAUGGCACCUGGGAUGCCAAAACCGAGGCGCCACUCACCAGUUCCAAGGGCAGUGAGUCGACAGCAGCAGACAAGCAAGAUGCGAAAGCAAGCACAGGUCCGGUAAAGGUGGAUUGGACGCCCUCAAUCCCGCGACAAGACACGGUCAUUAUCCUCGAUGAUGACACGUAG
This is a messenger RNA of Exophiala bonariae, 3324 nucleotides long. RefSeq lists its product as uncharacterized. Gene Ontology annotation, cellular component: chromatin. Gene Ontology annotation, biological process: protein sumoylation. Gene Ontology annotation, molecular function: zinc ion binding; SUMO ligase activity. Lineage: Eukaryota; Fungi; Ascomycota; Eurotiomycetes; Chaetothyriales; Herpotrichiellaceae. The record is from RefSeq and is a predicted model, not a curated record. Bases 1 to 3324 code for a protein of 1107 amino acids. The transcript has a single exon.